Messenger RNA from Benincasa hispida (wax gourd), 573 nucleotides. Lineage: Eukaryota; Viridiplantae; Streptophyta; Magnoliopsida; Cucurbitales; Cucurbitaceae. The record is from RefSeq and is a predicted model, not a curated record.
AUGAAGGAGGUGGUGAGAUUGCACGGAGUGCCUGUGUCCAUCGUGUAUGAUAGAGACCCUCGUUUCACGUCUAACUUCUGGAAGAGUCUUCAGGCAGCUUUGGGGGCCCGGUUGGAUUUCAAUACAACUUUUCACCCACAGAUUGAUGGGCAGAUCAAGCAAUUGAAUCAGAUAUUGGAAGACAUGUUGCGUGCCUAUGCCAUAGAGUUUUCAGGAAAUGUGAGAUGUAAGGACCUGGAAUUUGAGACUGGUGUUAAAGUGUUCUUAAAAGUGGUACCCAUGAAAGGUAUUCUGAGGUUUGGCAGGAAAGGGAAGUUGCCCGAGAUUCAUUGGACCUUUCAAGGUCUUGGAACGAACCAAUCCCAUGUAGUUGACUUCGAGCCCUUGCAGUUGAAUGACAACUUUAGCUACGAGGAGAAACCUGUAGAGAUCCUUGCCAGAGAAGUAAAGACAUUGCGCAACCGGGAAAUUGCAUUUGUGAAAGUCCUGUGGCAGAAUCACCAGUUCAAGGAGGCUAUCUGGGACCGAAAGGAUGAGAUGAAGGCCCAGUACUCGGAGCUUUUUCAAGAAUGA